CCGGAAUUUGUCCGCUGCCUGUCUGAAGGGGAUGCCUGAGAUGCGCCACCACGGAGGGCUGGUCUUUGGGCGCACGCCCCUUGCCUGGCCGAGAGUCUCCCGGCCGGUGGCGUCGCAGUGUGCAGAGUGCAUCCGCGGCGCUUGCAUCGCAUCCCAGCUUCUCGGUUCCCGCCAUGGCUGCUGCUUACAGGCUAGUUUUGGUUCGGCACGGCGAGAGCGCCUGGAACCUCGAGAACCGCUUCAGCGGCUGGUACGACGCAGACCUGAGCCCGGCAGGGCAGGAGGAGGCGCGGCGCGGCGGAGAAGCGCUGAGAGGUGAAGGAGCCCGGGGCGCGGCGCGAGGGCUGGGGAGCCGGGAGGCUGCAGCAGGCGGAGCGCGAUGGGGAUGCUUGGAGGCUCUCAUCCCGGGGGGAAGGGGGAGGCGGGCCGGAACUCAGCGCAGGGGUCGGGAAGGUAUCCGAGCAAGGCCAGAAGAUCUUGCGGGUCCUCUUUGGACCACGGAGGGUCCCAGUAACUGGCGAUGAAGGAGGUUUGGGCACGCGGGUGUUCCUUUUCCCCGGCUUUAGCCACGUGGUGAGCUUCCGCGUUCUCUCCGCGCAAGAAUUGGGUGCCUUGCAUUUUUCUGGGACGGGUCUCCCGCUAGAUGCCUAACCACGUCUACAGUACAGUGGUACUUCGGGUUACAUACGCUUCAGGUUACAGACUCCGCUAACCCAGAAAUAGUACCUCGGGUUAAGAACUUUGCUUCAGAAUGAGAACAGAAAUCGUGCUCCGGUGGUGCGGCAGCUGCAGGAGGCCCCAUUAGCUAAAGUGGUGCUUCAGGUUAAGAACAGUUUCAGGUUAAGAACGGACCUCCGAAACGAAUUAAGUACUUAACCCAAGGUACCACUGUACUCGGAAGUAAGCCCCGCUGAAUUCCGUUUCACUGGCUCUCCAGUAAGCAUGCAUGGAAUUGGCAAGGAUGCUCUCCCGGGGGGGGGGGAGGGAAAUGGAAAGCCAGAAUGGGUUUCUGGGGUUUCGAAGCGAAACGGAGAGUUAGACACGUUUCUGGAGGCACAGGCGUGUUCUCGGGCAUUUGAACGGCAAGCCUCUAGCUCGGAAAGAUGUAAAGUAGGACAAAGGAGAGGUUUCCUGAAGCUCGUGCAUCGGCCUCUCUGCUGAAGAAUCGAAGCGCAGCUCCCUGCAGCCGGCACUGGGGUGGGGGCGCCCUAGGCUAGCCGGAACUCCGGCCUUACUACUUUCAGAGAUUGUGACGCCUCUUGGCCCCGAAUAGCCUCGGGCUAAAUCUGUGCCAAGCAUAACGGGGAUUGCAUCUCACUCCUCUGGGCGGCAGGAUGAAUUGACUGAAAACGUGCCGCUUGUUCACUCGCCAAAGGCGUCACGGCCUACAUAGAGAGGGUGGCAUAGGCUGCUCUCCCGCUGUGAAAAGGGGCAGCUACCUCUCUAGCUAUGUCCCCCCCACCCACCCCGAUCCAGCUGCGCGACCUUGGCUAGGUCACUUUUGCGCAUUUUGGGGUCACUGUUUUGGUCUGAAUCGAAACAUUGCCUCUCAAGGAAUUGCCUCUCAAGGAAAUCUCCACAGCAGCGUAAUGUUAUUUAUUGAAUUUCAUCUAAUAAUUGCUUCUCAUGGAACAUCUCAAAGCUCUUUUGGAAUAAAAACAACAGCAAUAAUAAAGCAAUAAAACUACAGCAAUUUAAAAGGCCAAUAAAAAAAAUUACUGUCCGAUACAGAGUGAGAUAAAGAUGAAAGGCUUGCUGGAAAUAGGAGAAGCCUUAAUAUGGCAUGAGAGUAUCUCUUCCCUGCAUUCCUUACACAUGCACCCUGCGUGGCCAUCCUGCGGGAUUGCAUUGGCAGUCUUGCUGGGCCUUUGAUAUGGAAAUUUAGCAGGAGCUGCUGAGUCAUUCUGUCUUGCUGAGAGAGAGAGCCGGAGAGCAGGCUUGUGCCCAUUAUUGUUACAGGAAAUGGGGGGAGGGAAGAGCUCCAGGAAGCAACUAGGGACCGCAUGUCUUCUGCAGGCUCAAGAAACAGCCUGCCCAGUUCCAGUUUUUGUGCAUUAUCUCUCUGGCUGUAAGGAAAGAGAACAGAGUUCUACCCUUCUCUGAGAAUUGCGUAGAGCGUUUGAUGUAAGCAGAAUAAAAGCCCUGCAUUUAAAAGUGUCUGUUAUUAUUCAUUUCUAAUGCUGUUAUUGUUAAUUUCUGAUGCCCUCUUAAGGGGUCAUCCUGGGUUGGGUGGGUGUUGUUUGCAUAAAACACAUUUGCAUGCACUGGUGCAUGACUUGCCCUUUGCUUGCCUUUGUCCGGUUUCAUCUUCUGUGGUGCACAAUUACUGCUUUCCCCACCCUGACAUUGGUUGGCAUUAUUGCACAGAACCUCUCUUCCUUUCUACAGAAUGGGACAAUCAGGCACAUGGGAGCAGGCAAAUGAUUGUAAGGACGUGUUGUUAAGGCUACACUACAACAUAACCUAAUUUAGAUAGAGGUGACUGGUUGUUUCCUCUCCUCUUGCUGAGCAGAGAGAGCGGCUGCUGUUCAGAUUCCUCCCCCGCCCCAAUGAUUACAUAAGCAUUUCAUCUUUCCACUAUACUGGGUUUCAAUGUAGCUGGCCAAACCGAGCCAGCUACAUUAUAAAGUGGAAGAUGCGAUACGCUCAGUUUGCUGCUAAUUUCAACACUGGAACUUGGUAAUGGUAACCUCAGGGCUUGCAGCAUAUGAUUAGUUAACCUACCUAUUUGUUUGCUACCCCUGCUAUUCCAUCUUCACUUUGUUGGGGGAGUAUUUGCUGGAUUAUCCCCCCACCGCCUGGAUUUAGUGGGUGACUACCUAUGUCAGUGAAAGAUUGAGGGGCUUCCACACUAAGGUGUUAAUGUUUUACAGAGCGUUUGGGAUAAAGCAUGCUUCAGAUAAGUUAAGCACUGUACAGUGGUACCUCUGGAUCCGUUCCGGAGGCCCAUUCGCAACAUGAAAGGAACGCAACCUGCAGCGGCGUGUCUGUGCACGCGAGGGUUGCGAUUCGCCACUUCUGCGCACGCACGUGACAUCAUUUUGCAUGUCUGCGUAUGUGCAAGCGGUGAAACCCGGAAGUAACCCUUUCCAGUACUUCCGGGUCACUGCAGGACACAACCUGAAAAAACGUAACAUGAAGCAAACGUAACAUGAGGUAUGACUGUACUCUCUGGGCCCUUCCAGAUGCUGGUUAUGAGUUCGACAUCUGCUUCACAUCUGUGCAGAAGAGGGCAAUCCGCACCCUCUGGACUGUGCUGGAUGUCAUCGAUCAGAUGUGGCUACCCGUAGUGAGGACCUGGCGCCUCAAUGAGAGGCACUACGGUGGCCUGACAGGCCUUAACAAGGCUGAGACGGCGGCUAAACACGGUGAGGCCCAGGUGAAGAUCUGGAGGCGUUCCUUUGACAUUCCGCCACCUCCAAUGGAGCCUGAUCACCCUUUCUACAGUACCAUCAGCAAGGUGAGCUGGGAAACUCUAGUCCAUUAGUGGUGUGUGGGGCAGGGGGGGGAUGGAUCAUUUGGAAGUUGUCAUGACUAUAAUACCUUCCUGUUUCUGCCCAUUGUUGCCCCAGAACCAUGGAUUCAUUGGACUCCCAUUUUCAUUCAUCUUCUCCAUCCAUUGCUUGGACUUUUGCCCUUACGUUACUCUCCCUUUGUCCAGUUAUUUUGGGAGUCCUACAGUUGUCUUUGCUAAUUGCUGGUUUUAUACGGGAUGUCACUCCUGAGCUGUUUUGACAAUUUAAUAGAACUUGCCCCUUUCAUGUAAUUAAUCAUUUACAUUGUGCCCUUUCAUGGAUGUUUGUACUGCAUGGUGACAACAGUCAAGGUUAUUCGUGGAGGGGCUGGAAUCUUCCAUCUAUACAACAACAUGUUUGUUAAUGGUUUUACCACGCAAGAUGGUCAGAUUGCAGGCUCUAGAACUUGUUUCAUCUGAUCACAGUUGUGUGGAUUAUAAUACCAUCUGCAGGCAUUGAAAAGCUAAAACAGCUGUGUACAAUAGGCAAUGAAAUUGAAAAUAGGCAAUGAAAUUAAACAGGUCAAUCAGGUUAAGAACAAUAGGCAAUUAAAUUGUGAUUAUGGCUGUAAAAGAGGCAACUUCUGUAGAACACAUUGCUGAAGAGCCAAAGCAAUGUGCAGAAACUGCAGAGAAGCGGACUUUGGCUAAAUGUUAGGAGAAACCUUCACACAGCACAAGCCGUUUGACAUUGCAACAGAUUGCUAUGGGGAAGUGCUGGAUUUGCACACCCUGGAGGCAUUUAAGCAGAGGCCAGAUGGCCAUCUGCCAGAGAUACUGCAGUGAGUAGGAACUAGAUUAUCUUUAGGGUACCCUUCAGCUCUGUGCUUCUCCAAACAUUAAUAGUUUCAUACCACAUUUGGGGGGACGAAUAGAAAAUGUUGGUUUGGGCAAACAAUCAUUAUUUAAGGCCUAGCAUGCUGUUGAUAUGAGAGGUAAGGAAGGGCCACUGACCAGAGACCAGAGGAAAAACAAAUGCUUAGAUGGGCUCCUGUAAAGUGCCUAUUUUAAAAUGUCCAGUAACACAGGCAACCAGCGAGCAUGGUUCACAGCUGGAGCAUGUGGUAGCACAGGCCAAAGAACCAAUUCUUCCAAACAGAAGGUGCUUCAUAGAUCUCCCUGAGCAUCUCCAGGAUGAAGCAGAAAUCGUGUCUUAAAUGCUACUCCAUAUUCUUCCGCAGGAUCGUCGCUAUGCCGACCUCACUGAAGAUCAGUUGCCUACCUGUGAGAGCCUGAAAGAUACCAUUGCUCGGGCCCUGCCCUUCUGGAAUGAGGAAAUUGUUCCUCAGAUCAAGGAAGGCAAGCGUGUGCUCAUUGCUGCCCAUGGCAACAGUCUCCGAGGCAUAGUCAAGCAUCUAGAAGGUGAGUCUGCUUGUGACUUAAGACACCCAAGGCCGCACAAGCCUGGUCAAGUCUAAAGGCAAACUCCAAGAGGGUUGCCGACUAACAGUCUUUGGGAUGGGCACUAUAACCAAGCUCCUGGUGUGAUUCACUCCUUGCUCUUUGCAGGAAUGUCUGAGGCAGCAAUCAUGGAACUGAACCUGCCCACUGGAAUCCCCAUUGUCUAUGAGCUGGACAAAAAUCUGAAGCCCAUCAAGCCCAUGCAGUUCCUUGGGGAUGAGGAGACUGUCCGCAAGGCCAUGGAAGCUGUGGCUGCCCAGGGCAAGGUCAAGAAGUGAAGGCAAACCCAAGUACUCCGUAGAAGAUCUCCCCCUCCCUCAUCCCUUUCCUUCCCAGCACAUACCUGCCACAGCCUGAGGGACUGGGCAGACGAGCCAAAGGAGGUGAAGCUUCCUGGGGCCACCACGUUCUUUCCUUCAAGACCAACGUCCUUCCACAUUCACUUUCCCCCCAGCAGGAUAUGGCUAGAUACACUAGGGAUGUGGACCACAGUCCAGCACAGGGGUCUGGCAGAUGAGCAAGCCCUAGCGCCAUGGAAUGUGAUGCUGCUAAAGUGAAGGGGGGAAUCCCCAAGCAUUCUGAAGAGAGAACCCCUCCUGCCUUCUUUCCAUUUUAUGUGGCAGCUGUAGUAGUAUUGCUCGAUUUGGUUUGGUCACUGGUGAUUAAGGCUAGCUAGGGGUGCUUCAGACAGCACAACAGGGAUGCUCAAGGAUCAUUUAUUUUUUAUGGGUCUUUUUAAAGAGAGCAUGUAAUUUUGCUAAAGAGUCUUUUUUAUUUUUAGUUGUCCCUGGAGUUACAUCUGAUUCUGUGUUAGGUAACAAUAGCCAGCUCGUUAUUUCAUUGCCUUCAAAAUGAUUGUAGGAAGGAGUGAAGUUAGGGGAAGAGAAAAGGGAACAGCACCCACCCUGGAAUCUCCAGCUGCGAUCCCGUAACUUUGCUGUGUAGUGCCAGUAAGCCCAGAUACUGUGUAUCAUCAUGUGUUGCUUUUCUGCCCCACAGUCUGUGUGGUAUCCCUGCCUGAUUUAGGGCAGGUUUACACUGGAGCUCACUUCACUGUACAAUGGCUGCAUUUGCCCUAAUCUCAGUAAAAUAAAGGAAUUAUGUGCAAUA
Podarcis lilfordi (Lilford's wall lizard) is the source of this 6025-nucleotide messenger RNA. NCBI's taxonomy places the organism in Eukaryota, Metazoa, Chordata, Lepidosauria, Squamata, Lacertidae. The record is from the annotation of a GenBank genome assembly.